This is a messenger RNA of Synchytrium microbalum, 870 nucleotides long. RefSeq lists its product as uncharacterized. The record is from RefSeq and is a predicted model, not a curated record. The transcript has 2 exons. The coding region runs from base 1 to 870 and encodes 289 amino acids. Gene Ontology annotation, biological process: peroxisome organization. Lineage: Eukaryota; Fungi; Chytridiomycota; Chytridiomycetes; Synchytriales; Synchytriaceae.
AUGGCAGCCAGAGCCCCAAGACAACGAGGACCGCCAGCGAGCAGUAGUAACAGCCCACUUCUCAUUACAGCAAUAUUAGCUUUGGGAGCAUUGACUGUAGCCUCGGCCGUCUAUUGGAUUACGAGACAACAGCACACUUCAAAUAACAUCAAUGCCAGCACCAGCAGGACAGCAACAACUACAUCAACUAUAGCAGACUCGAAUAGAUCAAAGUCAAAACAUAAGAGACUGCUUACAAUCUCGGCCAAAAAUAUCAUAUUUUGGAAUCCGUCCAAGGAUCCAAGUCAUCCGAAUUACGCAUUUCUGGAAGGUGCUAUACCGACUCUAUCCGCAAUCCUCGCUUCGGGACUCUAUGACGUCCACCUGAUUAUUGUCGUGGAAGGUGGUGAUGUUGAAGCUGCUCAAAUCACGUCCCUUAUGGCUUCUUCCGGACUAGCUGCUGCAGGACUGGACUCGAGGAGGGUCUUGUUUUGCGAUACCGAAGAGGGUAAAUCGCAUAUAGUACGUCACAUCGAGCCACAAGUGCAUAUAGACUCAAAUGACGAUGUAAUUAGUCGGUUGGCUCCGUUUAUAAACAGGAUUGUCAGGGUCAGGCAGACUAAAGUGUCUGGUAGUAAUAGUAGUAGCAGCAAUAAUAGUAGUGUGCCACAACAGCCAAUACGAAGGUCUAGUGAAGCUCCAGGUUUAACUCGAACUGGAUCUGUACGCUCACUAGCUCUGAAUGCCAAUAGCAAUAGUAAAGCAGAUCUCCUCAAAUCUUUACCGCCUCAUCAUGCCGAAACAGAGCUGGUUGGAUUGGCACUGCAAGAACUGUUAAGGAGAGGAAAUGUUGCCAUGGCUGAAUCAUUGGAUCAGGCCGGUUUGGUAUAA